Messenger RNA from Penicillium verhagenii, 1530 nucleotides. Its product is annotated as dihydroorotate dehydrogenase 2. The record is from RefSeq and is a predicted model, not a curated record. Bases 1 to 1530 code for a protein of 509 amino acids. Gene Ontology annotation, biological process: pyrimidine ribonucleotide biosynthetic process; 'de novo' pyrimidine nucleobase biosynthetic process. The transcript is spliced from 2 exons. Gene Ontology annotation, molecular function: dihydroorotate dehydrogenase activity. NCBI's taxonomy places the organism in Eukaryota, Fungi, Ascomycota, Eurotiomycetes, Eurotiales, Aspergillaceae. Gene Ontology annotation, cellular component: cytoplasm; mitochondrial inner membrane.
AUGACGUCUGCUUCCGCCACAAUUGCCUGGAGGGCUGGCCUCCGGGCUCGUUCGCUCCCUGCAGCCCGAUGGUCGCAACGCCCGUUGGCAUUCCUACCGAAGCGGACCGAGCGCUUGCCUGGUGCUGCGCGAUACGCUUCAGACUCGGCUUCUCCUGCAGCUGCUGAACCCGUGAAGGAGACUGUCAAGGAGCUUCCCAAGCGAGCGGCUCGUGGAUCCCGAAAAGGCAUCUAUGGCACAUCGUUUGCCCUUGCGCUUUUGGUGGGAUACAUCUAUGGAACUGAUACCCGGGCUAGCAUUCACCGCUAUGCUAUGGUGCCUUUGAUCCGCAUGCUGUACCCUGAUGCGGAGGAAGCGCAUCACUUUGGUGUGGAGAUGCUGAAGUCGCUCUACGAGUAUGGCAUGCACCCUCGGGAACGUGGUAACCCCGAUAGCGACGGGGCUUUGGCUACUGAGGUCUUUGGCUAUACCCUUUCCAACCCCAUCGGUAUCUCUGCUGGUUUGGACAAGCACGCUGAUAUCCCCGACGCUCUGCUCGACCUGGGUCCCGCUAUCGUCGAGGUCGGUGGCACUACUCCACUCCCCCAGGACGGAAACCCUAAGCCGCGAGUCUUCCGCCUGCCCUCGCAGCAUGGCAUGAUCAACCGAUACGGCCUCAACUCCAAGGGCGCCGACCACAUGGCCGCGGUCCUGAAGCAGCGUGUUCGCGAUUUUGCCUACGCCGCUGGCUUCGGAGAUCACGACGAGUCUGAGCAGCGUGUCCUGAAUGGCGAUGCCAACGUUCCUCCUGGCAGUCUUGUCUCAGGCAAGCUGCUCGCCGUGCAGGUGGCCAAGAACAAGCUCACCCCGGAUGGUGACAUCGACGCUAUCGCACGCGACUACGUCUACUGUGUGGAUCGUGUGGCUCCGUAUGCUGAUAUCCUCGUCGUGAAUGUGUCUAGCCCCAACACCCCUGGUCUGCGUGAUCUGCAGGCUGCUGCACCCCUCACGGCUAUCCUGACGGCCGUUGUCGGCUCGGCCAAGAACAUCAAGCGCAAGACCAAGCCCUUUGUCAUGGUCAAGGUCAGCCCCGACGAGGACUCCGACGAGCAAAUCUCCGGAAUCUGUGAAGCGGUCUGGAACUCUGGUGUUGACGGUGUGAUCGUCGGCAACACUACUAACCGUCGGCCCGAUGCCGUCCCCAAGGGCUUUGCCCUCCCCGAGAAGGAGCAGCAGACCCUUAAGGAGACGGGCGGUUACUCCGGCCCGCAGCUCUUUGACCGCUCCGUUCCUCUGGUCGCUCGUUACCGCGCCUUGCUGGACCAGGGUCCCCCGUCGACCGAGCAGUCUGCUGAUCAGGAUGCCUCUGCGCCCGCUGAACAGGCACGCAAGGUGAUCUUUGCUUCUGGUGGUAUCACCAAUGGCCAGCAGGCACGUGCGGCCCUUGACGCCGGUGCCUCUGUUGCCAUGAUGUACACUGGUAUCACAUAUGGCGGUAUUGGAACGGUCACCCGUGUCAAGCAGGAGAUGCGCGAGCUGCAGAAGAAAUGA